Molecule: messenger RNA, 509 nt
Organism: Cyphomyrmex costatus
Lineage: Eukaryota; Metazoa; Arthropoda; Insecta; Hymenoptera; Formicidae
Product: LIM domain-containing protein A-like
Exons: 3
Coding region: 102-509 (135 amino acids)
Source: RefSeq, a predicted model, not a curated record
CGCCGCGCCGCUGGAUCGACCGCUGUCUGCCGCGGGAAAACUUCAGAUCCGGUUCGCUUUCCACGGCUGACGUCAUUACCGUUCACAAUGCGCUAGGGGUGAUGGAGACAGUGGGCAAGCAAGUUCAGGUAGUGAGUGGACUGGGGGUGGGGGGUCCGGUGGGCCCUGUGGGCCCAGUGGGGGGAGAUCUGCAUCACCAUCAUCAUCCACACCCGCACGCCCUUCCUCCGCACCCGCACUCCCACCCCCACGGUCACCCCCAUGGGUCCCACGGCCACUCGCUCGCGACGUCGAACCCCGGCAGAGGUCAGCCUCAACCACCAACUUCGCAUAACCAGCACGUACCUGCGAGGUCCACUCCCGUACAGCUGCAUAGUUUUCACAAGACACUUUUAGCAAAUGAGGAAAAUCCAAUAUUAGGAGAUAUCCAUACAGAGAUCAAGAUAAAUCUUGAAGUCGCGAGAAAAUUGGAGGAACCGCCCUGCCAUAUCGGCCGUGGAUGUCAAUAA